AUGGCUGAAACCCGCCCCGUCGCCGUCAUGGAUCCUCCUCACAUCACCGAGUUCGCCUCGGAGCGCUAUUUUGAAAAGCUUAGCCAGAAGGCAAGGGCAAGCCAGCAGCAGCAGCAGCAGCAGCAGCAACAGCAACAGCAACCGGACACGCCCGAGAAUCCCCCCAAGACGGGUACCAUCGCAUCGUCGACCUUCAUUCUACCCCUGCGCGAAUCUAGACUUCAUGAAGCCGAGGUAUCAAAGCCGCUGGAGCAGAAGCGCGAAAAGGGACGCUUUUUCGGCAUACGGCACAAGGUUUCCCUUCUUCACGCCAGAUCCCAUGUCAUCGACUCGGAACCCAUCGCGGCCCCUCCGACGACUGCCGCCGCCGCCGAACCCACGCGACAAAGCACGCCCUUGAGCCACUUGUUCCUUGCCCUACCGAACGAAUUGCAGGUGCAAGUUCUGUCUUCUCUUCCCCUGACCGACCUCCUCCACCUCCGGCUUGUCUCCAAGUCGUGGCUCGCACUCAUCACCUUGAACGAGGCGCCCAUCGUGCGACACCACCUCGACCACCACAUUCCCGCCUACGCGCGCCGCCUCUACCCGAUAUCGAACAAGAGCGAGGUCAAUUUCCAUUACCUAUGCAGUCUAUGGCAUCGACUACACGUCGCUGCCAAGCUGGCGUUCCUAAUGUGUGAAUGGAUCACAAAGGAGAUUUUCCUGCGGCAAACCGAAUCACAACGGGCCGCCUUUGCACCACAGCACGAGCGCAUGCGUCGCCGUCUCAUCCCACUUCUCUUUACAGUCUUUCACUUCUUUGAGACUUGCCGCAAGCUCCAACUGAAGCAUAUCGCCGAACAUGGCGGUCACGGUCUGCUCAGGGAGCCCUAUACGAUGAACCCGAUCGAGGUGAAGGUGAUGAACAUGUACGACGACCAAACGCUGCUGAGAGUCCACGAAGUCUUCCCUCUUGUCAUAUCCUCGUUCUGCCGACGAUUGCGGCCCCCGACAUACGUUGGACGAGUCGAACGAUCUCUCCGCGGCUACCUCAGGGAACGGCCGUCCGAUGAGGUUCAUUCCGCCAUCCUGUGCAUUGGCGGGCUGAGGCAGGUGGAGAGAUUGUGGGAGAUCAAGGGAUACAACACCCGGCGCGCCGCCGUCGACACCUGGUACCACGCACUCGACAAGGAGCAUGCCGCAGAAGCCACGGCCAAGACGAGACUGGGCUUGAAGGGGUUUGGUCGGAAGAAAUCGACAAGCGGCGAUCGUCCCGGGGCCCGCCCAUCCCACAACGAGCCGCUAUUUCGGGCCAGAAGUCCAGCAAGGUCGAUUGACUCUUCCAACCCCGACAGCGUCGUUGAUCCCCACUGGAUUUUCAACACCAGCCUGGCUGCGGAUGCGCCCAUGGCCCAGCUGGGCAAGGAGAAUGCCCAGACCCUGCUCGGCGACCUACCCGUCCUUCAGCAGAUAUGGCUUACCACGGCCGAGGCCAUGAUCCUUGAUCGCGGCAUAGUGCAGCGGACGCAGGAUAUCAAACGCAAUCAGCAAGUAAUGCUCGACCUGAUUCGCGAAGACGGAAAUGACCAGGAGGACGAAUGGUGGUAUGGACGUAAUAUUCCUGACUCUGUACGACCAGCAGUGGGCGCCACGGACGACGAUGCGGAUUGA
Drechmeria coniospora is the source of this 1650-nucleotide messenger RNA. Its product is annotated as F-box protein. Gene Ontology annotation, molecular function: protein binding. The transcript has 2 exons. The record is from RefSeq and is a predicted model, not a curated record. NCBI's taxonomy places the organism in Eukaryota, Fungi, Ascomycota, Sordariomycetes, Hypocreales, Ophiocordycipitaceae. The coding region runs from base 1 to 1650 and encodes 549 amino acids.